CAUGAGGAUCCUCUUCAGAGUCCAGAGCCACAGUAGAUGGUCCCUUGUCAUUGGCACUGCGUUGUUGAUUGGCGUCCUCAGACUAGUGCACGUGAACCACACAGAUGGGCGCCGGAACACUUCUCCCUCCGCCAUACCACCACAGUCACAGUCCGCUGUGGAUGUCUUCAAGUGCUCCCGGAAUGACACCAUGAACAACAUUUCAUCCUCUAUUCCACCUACCCACCGCAACUUCCUCGUGUACAAACACUGCAGGACAUUCUCCCGCCUGCUGUCUCCGACACCCUGUCAGAAUGACCUCUUUCUCCUGCUGGCCGUUAAGUCCACAGCCAUCCAGGUUGAUCGCAGGUCUGCACUUCGGAACACAUGGGGGAAGAAGGGAUAUGUUCAGGGUAAGAAGUUGAAACUAUUGUUCCUAGUAGGUAAGUCUUCAGACACAAUACAGGGUUACCCGCUGCAGCAGGUACUGGAGUGGGAGAGCAGACAGUUUGGGGACAUCCUGCAGUGGGAUUUUGACGACAGUUUUUUCAACCUGACCCUAAAGGAGAUCCACUUCCUCAAAUGGUUCCGCCUGGAGUGCCGCUGGGCACACUAUGUGUUCAAAGGGGACGAUGAUGUUUUUGUUCACACCAGCAAUCUGGUGGAAUAUGUUAAGGACAACAAGCCCUCCGAGCAACUGUAUGCUGGGAACAUCAUGUCUGGCUAUCCAGUCCAGGACAAACAAAGUAAAUAUUUCAUACCAGGGGAGAUGUACCCCAACAAGCCAUAUCCUCUAUACGCUGGGGGUGGGGGCUACCUGAUGUCAAAUCAGACUGUGCUGAGUCUGGAAGUGGCAGCGUCCAGCAUUGACCUGUUCCCCAUUGAUGAUGUCUUUGUGGGCUUGUGCCUACAGAAGAUGAACAUCACGCUGACGCACCACUCUGGCUUCAAGACCUUUGGGCUCAAACAGGGGGUGACACACUUCAACCCCUGCAUUUACAGGGAGCUCAUGGUGGUGCACAAACUGAAUCCCACAGAGAUGUGGACAAUGUGGUCUCUACUGCAGGACCCAAAGCUGCAAUGCUUUAGAUCAAGGACGUGAGACAUCUGGCAUUGUGUGUAUAUCAUGAUGUGCUUAUCUGUCUCGCUACCUUAAAUUGAGAAUUCCUUUCAUAGAUAAAUUAUCCUUAUGAAUGGUCUAAAAUUGCAUACUUUCCUUUACCCAAAAUAAUAUUUUAAUGUAUUCUGACAUUUGGCUUCCCUUAUCCUCUAUGUUCAGAUCAGCACAGACAGUGUAAGAUCCAUUUAAGAAUACUGAGAUGCAUCUAGUGCCAUUUGACACUUCCGAUGAGGACGUUUGUAGAAUGUUUCUAGGAUUCUAUAAGGUUGGAAAAGAGAUAUUGAUGGGAAACUUUAAAAACAGGUAGUGGGUUACAGAGGUAUUGAUGGAAAACUUUAAAAACAGGUAGAGUGGGUUACAGAGGUAUUGUUGGGAAACUUUAAAAACAGGUAGAGUGGGUUACAGAGGUAUUGAUGGGAAACUUUAAAAACAGAGUGGGUUACAGAGGUAUUGAUGGGAAACUUUAAAAACAGAGUGGGUUACAGAGGUAUUGAUGGGAAACUUUAAAAACAGGUAGAGUGGGUUACAGAGGUAUUGAUGGGAAACUUUAAAAACAGAGUGGGUUACAGAGGUAUUGAUGGGAAACUUUAAAAACAGGUAGAGUGGGUUACAGAGGUAUUGAUGGGAAACUUUAAAAACAGGUAGAGUGGGUUACAGAGGUAUUGAUGGGAAACUUUAAAAACAGGUAGAGUGGGUUACAGAGGUAUUGAUGGGAAACUUUAAAAACAGAGUGGGUUACAGAGGUAUUGAUGGGAAACUUUAAAAACAGGUAGAGUGGGUUACAGAGGUAUUGAUGGGAAACUUUAAAAACAGAGUGGGUUACAGAGGUAUUGUUGGGAAACUUUAAAAACAGGUAGAGUGGGUUACAGAGGUAUUGAUGGGAAACUUUAAAAACAGAGUGGGUUACAGAGGUAUUGAUGGGAAACUUUAAAAACAGGUAGAGUGGGUUACAGAGGUAUUGAUGGGAAACUUUAAAAACAGAGUGGGUUACAGAGGUAUUGAUGGGAAACUUUAAAAACAGGUAGAGUGGGUUACAGAGGUAUUGAUGGGAAACUUUAAAAACAGAGUGGGUUACAGAGGUAUUGUUGGGAAACUUUAAAAACAGGUAGAGUGGGUUACAGAGGUAUUGAUGGGAAACUUUAAAAACAGGUAGAGUGGGUUACAGAGGUAUUGAUGGGAAACUUUAAAAACAGGUAGAGUGGGUUACAGAGGUAUUGAUGGGAAACUUUAAAAACAGAGUGGGUUACAGAGGUAUUGAUGGGAAACUUUAAAAACAGAGUGGGUUACAGAGGUAUUGAUGGGAAACUUUAAAAACAGGUAGAGUGGGUUACAGAGGUAUUGAUGGGAAACUUUAAAAACAGGUAGAGUGGGUUACAGAGGUAUUGAUGGGAAACUUUAAAAACAGGUAGAGUGGGUUACAGAGGUAUUGAUGGGAAACUUUAAAAACAGGUAGAGUGGGUUACAGAGGUAUUGUUGGGAAACAUUAAAGCAGAACUGAACUCGGGAACUGACUUCUCUCGGCGUAUGUGACAUCGAUAUUAAUCAGAAACCUUUUUUCCAGUACCAGAAUUGACUAAAAAGCGCAAGUAGAUUAAUUUUGACCGUAAAGUCAGUAUCUUCCUAAAUAGAGGCAUAAAGGCUAUGUAAUAUAAUAAGUGGUAUAUUAAUACAUCUUUUGAUAGCUUCCAAAAUAUUUUUUAGAAUGGUGGAGGAGUGCCAAGAUCAGAGUAUAUGAGCGAGUUGAGUGGAAGGAACAAAAAUGAAUAAUUUAGGCUAUUUUAUUAGCCUUUUAUUUCAAGGCUAUAGUCUACAAAUAAAUAAAUGAUGAAGCAUUUGCAAGUCCAACACUCUAGACUGGCAGGAACAUUAAGCGCCCAGCAUUUAAACAACAUUUUGUUGUAUUAAAUCAUUUGAGUCUAUAAAUUGCGCAUAUAGGCUGUGACUUACUUAUAAUUAAAUACAACUGAAAUGAAAAAUUCCUUAUUAAAUGCCUUGGAAUUCACUUUAGAAAACACAAGUUUGGCCAGAGUCUGUGGCUUCAGCCUCCUCAUGAGAUGGUACCUAGAGAGCAGGCGAGCAGUGGAGUAUACCCUCUAUCUAUGCACUUGUAGAGCCACUGGGGAUGCUGAACACACUUUGGGCAUAGCCACGGGACAUAGGGGCGCUGAGGGUACUGCAGCGCCCUCUGAAAAAACAAAUACAGGAGUGGUAAAGGCACAGUGCACUACUUUGUGAGAAAAAAAAAACAAUACAAACAAUAAUAAUACAAAUACAUUUUUAUAUUGUGAUUUAUUUCACAAAAGUAGUGCACUGGGCCUUUACUACUCCUAUAUUAGGACUGCAGCACAGGGAUACUUUUGUUUUCUCUCAAAGCAGCACCCCCAAACAUCUUCCUGCAGCUAUGCCUUCAGGACAGUGGGCAGGAGUGCAAAGUUGUUUUUUUCUAUUGGCAGGCCCAAAGGUUUUUAGGCAAAAUAACCAUAUCAAAACGGAAGACUCCGUGAAAGAUGUAAUAUGUCAAGAUCAAUGAUUGCCUAUUGUAUAGAUAAAAGAACAAAACAUUUAAGAGUUCUGAUUUGUUGCUUAUAAUUACUUUGCUACAAUGACACACUUACCUAGCUACGCACCUCAUUUCUUUCUGAUAGCAUACAUACAUACAUACAUACAUACAUACAUACAUACAUACAUACAUACAUACAUACAUACAUACAUACAUACA
Oncorhynchus tshawytscha (Chinook salmon) is the source of this 3818-nucleotide messenger RNA. RefSeq names its product N-acetyllactosaminide beta-1,3-N-acetylglucosaminyltransferase 4-like. Gene Ontology annotation, molecular function: hexosyltransferase activity. The transcript has a single exon. NCBI's taxonomy places the organism in Eukaryota, Metazoa, Chordata, Actinopteri, Salmoniformes, Salmonidae. The coding region runs from base 2 to 1081 and encodes 359 amino acids. The record is from RefSeq and is a predicted model, not a curated record. Gene Ontology annotation, cellular component: membrane.